CGCCUCCACUGGGGCGGAGCCACGGCCCGGGACUGGCCUAAACGGCCGCAGGACAUCAUGAAGCAGCUGCCAGUCUUGGAGCCUGGAGACAAGCCCAAGAAAGAAACAUGGUACACCCUGACCCCAGUUGGAGACAGCCCCUGUGCACGGGUUGGUCACAGCUGCUCAUAUUUACCCCCUGUUGGUGACGCUGAGAGAGGGAUGGUCUUCAUUGUUGGGGGAGCAGAUCCAAACAGAAGCUUCUCAGAUGUACACACCAUAGAUCUGGGAACCCACCAGUGGGGUUUAGCCACCUCCAAGAGCCUCCUGCCCCGGUACGAGCAUGCCAGCUUCAUUCCCUCCAGCACACCUCACAGCAUCUGGGUGUUUGGAGGGGCCGACCAGUCAGGAAAUCGAAACUGCCUGCAAGUUCUGAAUCCUGAUACCAGGACUUGGACCACCCCAGAGGUGACCGGCCCACCGCCAUCCCCAAGAACAUUCCACACAUCAUCGGCAGCCAUUGGAGACCAGCUGUAUGUCUUCGGGGGUGGAGAGAGAGGUGCCCAGCCAGUGCAGGAUAUGGAGCUUCAUGUGUUUGAUGCAAACACCCUGACCUGGUCGCAACCAGAGACACAUGGAAAACCUCCAUCCCCCCGACAUGGUCAUGUGAUGGUGGCAGCAGGGACAAAGCUCUUCAUCCAUGGAGGCUUGGCAGGGGACAAUUUCUAUGGUGAUCUCCAUUGCAUUGAUAUCAGUGACAUGAAGUGGCAGAAGCUAACGCCCACCGGGGCAGCUCCCACAGGCUGUGCUGCUCACUCAGCUGUGGCCGUGGGGAAACACGUGUAUGUCUUUGGAGGAAUGACUCCCACAGGAGCCCUGAAUACAAUGUACCAGUAUCACAUAGAAAAGCAGCAUUGGACCUUGCUUAAAUUUGAUAAUUCUCCUCCCGCUGGAAGGUUGGACCAUUCCAUGUGUAUCAUUCCGUGGCCAGGGACGUGUACUUCUGAGAAAGAAGAUUCAAAUUCAGCCACUCUAAACUGUGAUGCUGAGAAAGGGGAUUCCACUGAGAAAGGAGUGACUCAAGGUGGUGACUCACAUGAAGAAAGUCAGGCUGACACACUGCUCUGUUUUGUGUUUGGUGGAAUGAAUACCGAAGGGGAAAUCUAUGAUGAUUGUAUUGUGACUGCAGUUGAUUAAUAAAACCCAUGUUUUUACUGCUUUUAAAUGUCAAUUACUUUCAGAAAAGUUAAGUGAAACAUUGUUUUCAUACCUCCAAAAUUGUCUGCACUAUGUAUGUAUCCCUUUGGCUCUUACCUACUGCAGUAGGUGAAGAGAUGAAUUGGAUAGCUCAGGGCAAAAACCUCUGAUAAAGGGUUUUUUAUCAGCAAUAUAACCAGGUAACUAACUGGCUGGUUAUGAAUACUAAUCACAAAAAUGUUGCAGAUAUCCUAAUUGCAAGAUACAACAAAAGUUGUAGAAAUCAGUGAGUGGACAUACCCAAGCUGAAGCAUUUUAACAUUUAACUGCACCGGGUCUUAGUUGGAGCAUGUGGGAUCUCGUUCCCUGACCAGGGAUGGAACCCAUGCUCCCUUCAUCUGAAGCAUGGAGUCUUAGCCAGCGAUCACCAGGGGAAGUCCAGGGAAGUGUUUUCAAUAUUAGCAGCUCCUCAGAAAGAGGUGUACUGUUGACUUGGUACUGAGAGCCACCGCAGACAGGGGCAAAGAUUGGCCCUUGUCUCUCCCCACCAACCCCUACCCCUCUGCACACACUUCAGGUAUUUUUAAUGUUUGUAUGGAACCUGGUCUGUAAGACCCCCUGUCCAAAUGCUUUGGGCAACACAACAGAGGUCCAGGCCUCAGAGUAAAGCACACAUCAGGUCUCAGUUCCACAAAUUAACCUUGCAGCUGGCUGCCCCAUGUAUAAAAUGUCUAUGUUUGGACUGAACUGGAUCAUGUUAGCAUGACAGCUUGCCCUUCGUUGAUCAUACUUACUAAAUUGUUGUAGGGCUUAAGGUAGAUCACACCACCCUAGAUCCCACUCUUGUACCAGAGAUAAAGAUUGACAUGGCUAAAAUUCAAAAGUAUUACCUUCACAUCCUAAAAUCAGGAAUUGAAUCCAAGUGUGUAAAAUUAUCAGUGAUUCAUCACUUAUCAAAUCUCAAGAGAAUCCAAGCAGCUGUAAAGUGUUACGAGUAAAUAGGCCACCGUAAGUUUUUGAAAGGAAAGGGGAAGCAGUAAGUUUCAAACAUGCUCAAGAAAACUCUGCUCUUGAAAUGGUCCUUGCCUAGUUAAACAUAUGGAUGUACCAACCUCCCACCCCUCUUCUUAGAUUAGGCAGGUUUCCCAAAAUGACUGAAUAUUUAAAGAAAUGUUGUUUCCUUACCUCAAAACCCUGAACACUCCCAACACAUGAGAGUCUAACCUUAAAAUAAAUGACUAACCUAAUUAGAAGCUUUAUCACAAAAAUUAGACCAGUGUAAAUAACAAACAUUUAUUGGUGUCACUUAUGGUAGAAAAAAGUUCCUACACCAGAUACACAUGACCCAACUGUUAAAUAGAACAUUUUCAAGGUGAACACACUCCCUAACCCAUUUUUUUUUUUAACCCACUUUUGAUGAUAGCCAAUUCCUCCUUGCCCCCCACCCCAAGACAUGUGAGCAACUGCUAAUGAAAAGCAGUAAACAGCCACUUGGGCUAUAGCAGUUUCAACUCCACUCCAA
This is a messenger RNA of Dama dama (fallow deer), 2698 nucleotides long. It is a transcript of the gene RABEPK, whose product is annotated as Rab9 effector protein with kelch motifs. The record is from RefSeq and is a predicted model, not a curated record. Gene Ontology annotation, molecular function: protein binding. The transcript has 8 exons. NCBI's taxonomy places the organism in Eukaryota, Metazoa, Chordata, Mammalia, Artiodactyla, Cervidae. The coding region runs from base 58 to 1176 and encodes 372 amino acids.